Molecule: messenger RNA, 2588 nt
Organism: Nycticebus coucang (slow loris)
Lineage: Eukaryota; Metazoa; Chordata; Mammalia; Primates; Lorisidae
Gene: SPOP
Product: speckle type BTB/POZ protein
Exons: 10
Coding region: 341-1465 (374 amino acids)
Biological process (GO): regulation of proteolysis; proteasome-mediated ubiquitin-dependent protein catabolic process
Cellular component (GO): nucleus; cytoplasm
Molecular function (GO): ubiquitin protein ligase binding
Source: RefSeq, a predicted model, not a curated record
GAGGGAAGAGAGGCAGGAGAACCCCAGGAGGGGAGGGGAGUAGAGGGGAGGAGGCAGCGCGGGGUGGGGUUCGGCGGGUACGCGCUCGCUGCGUCGACGUGCUGACGCCAUGACGCCCCGGUCGGUGUGUGUCGGUGUAUGUGUGUGUGUGAGUGUGCGCGCUGCGAGUGUGUGUGUAUUUGUGUAUCGGCGGUCCCGCAGGUCCCGGAUGUUGCGGACAGUAUGAGGCGAGCGAAGGGGGACGGGGACCAGCAGCCGUCGCCGCCGCACUCAGGGUGAAGAGAGAACAGAAGUCUUUACCCCCCGACUUUGGAAAUCUCGUUUAACCUUCAAACUGGCGAUGUCAAGGGUUCCAAGUCCUCCACCUCCGGCAGAAAUGUCGAGUGGCCCUGUAGCUGAGAGUUGGUGCUACACACAGAUCAAGGUAGUGAAAUUCUCCUACAUGUGGACCAUCAAUAACUUUAGCUUUUGCCGGGAGGAAAUGGGUGAAGUCAUUAAAAGUUCAACCUUUUCAUCAGGAGCCAAUGAUAAACUGAAAUGGUGUUUGCGAGUAAACCCAAAAGGGCUAGAUGAAGAAAGCAAAGAUUACCUGUCACUUUACCUGUUACUGGUCAGCUGUCCAAAGAGUGAAGUUCGGGCAAAAUUCAAAUUCUCCAUCCUGAAUGCGAAGGGAGAAGAAACCAAAGCUAUGGAGAGUCAACGGGCAUAUAGGUUUGUGCAAGGCAAAGACUGGGGAUUCAAAAAAUUCAUCCGUAGAGAUUUUCUCUUGGAUGAGGCCAACGGGCUUCUCCCUGAUGACAAGCUUACCCUCUUCUGUGAGGUGAGUGUGGUACAAGAUUCUGUCAACAUUUCUGGCCAGAAUACUAUGAAUAUGGUGAAGGUUCCUGAGUGCCGGUUGGCAGAUGAGUUAGGAGGACUGUGGGAGAAUUCUCGGUUCACAGACUGCUGCUUAUGUGUUGCUGGACAGGAAUUCCAGGCUCACAAAGCUAUCUUAGCAGCUCGUUCUCCAGUUUUUAGUGCCAUGUUUGAACAUGAAAUGGAGGAGAGCAAAAAGAAUCGAGUUGAAAUCAAUGAUGUGGAGCCUGAAGUUUUUAAGGAAAUGAUGUGCUUCAUUUACACGGGGAAGGCUCCAAACCUCGACAAAAUGGCUGAUGAUUUGCUGGCAGCUGCUGACAAGUAUGCCCUGGAGCGUUUGAAGGUCAUGUGUGAGGAUGCCCUCUGCAGUAACCUGUCUGUGGAGAAUGCCGCAGAGAUCCUCAUCCUGGCUGACCUCCACAGUGCAGAUCAGCUGAAAACUCAGGCAGUGGAUUUCAUCAACUAUCAUGCUUCAGAUGUCUUGGAGACCUCCGGGUGGAAGUCAAUGGUGGUGUCACAUCCCCACUUGGUGGCUGAGGCAUACCGCUCUCUGGCUUCAGCACAGUGCCCUUUUCUUGGACCCCCACGCAAACGCCUGAAACAAUCCUAAGAUCCUGCCUGUUGUAAGACUCCGUUUAUUUUCCAGAAGCAGCAGCCACUGCUGCUACCACUGACCACCAGGUAGACAGAGCAAUCUGUGGAGCUUUUACUCUGUUGCAAGGGAAAAAGACUGCAUUGUGGCCCCAGACUUUUAAAACAGCACUAAAUAACUUGGGGAAAACGGGUGGGGGGAGGGAAGGACCCAGGACUCCCGGGGCUAUUCAACCUAAUGAAAAUCCUGUUGCUGCGUCACUGUGUUCCCUUUGGCCUGGCUGAGUUUGGUACUGUGGGGAUUCAGUUUAGGCGCAGGCCCUGAGGACAUCCCAGCAGUGGUACUUCAGAGAAACCUGUCUGCAUCUGACUGAGCAGAACAAAUCGUCAGGUGCCUGGAGCAAAAAGAAAAAAAAAAGAAAGGACAUUGAGUUUUAAGAGAAAGGAAAAGGAAAAAAGAAAGAAUUUUUGCAGAAUUUCUCAAAAAUCAGUUUGUGGAUUCCAGUGGUAUUUAUGUUGAAAAGAAACAAAUUUUAGUCCUUCCAGCUGUGCUAAAACUUGGAUAUUUGUGAAAACUUCUCACCACCAUGCAAGUAUCAGAAGAGCGCUCUUGUUGUGUUAGCACUUACUGUUUGUAAGAACAGAAUACAUCCUUUUAUCCUUUUAUGAAAAAUGACAAGUGAAGGCAAAAGGGGAAGGAGGUUAUUUGAUCUGGAAGAUGAGUGUUUUGAUGUGAUGGCUUUUGCAAAAAUCUUUAUUGGUGUUGAAAACUGGAAAAAAUAAUUCAUCCAGAAUUCAUACUGUCUUGACAAGAACUAUGGUUCUCUGUUUUUAGAUAUUGCAGAAAAUGUUUUUUGGCAUUUUUCUCUGAUUUUAUUUCUCCCUCCCUCUCUCCUCUCUUUUUCUAAAAAACAAAAAACAAAAACAGAACAAGAAAAGAAGAGAAAAGGAAAUUUUAUUAUUAAUGCUGUGCAAAAAAAAAAAAAAAAAAUCCCGGUCCAGAUUGCUCAGAUGUUUGUACCUGACAUGCCGCCUGCAUAGGAGCCAGUUCUGUUUCUUCUGAUUAGCCUCUCUUCCUACAGGGGAGAACUUCCAAAUGUUAAUUUUUUCUUUUUAAAAAUAUAAAUAAUGACUAUUUUGUA